GCAGAUGGACUGUUGUACAGCCAGCAACACAUUUACAACGGACAGACAGUAUGUGUGACUGCAUGCAUGCAUGCAGCCGUACUGUAACACAGCAGGAACUAUGUGUGGGAUAAUGAUUGUAAAGCACUGAGCGCCUUUGAUGUCCUCUGGAUUGGAUGCUGAGAGCAAUAAUCCUCUUGGGACAGGAAAUGCGGGAUACAGACUAGAGAGCACGAGGAAGAAAAGUGAAGUCGUCACACUUUGGCUGCUCUGAGGGCAGGUGCAAGCUAGCAGGAAACUAGUGAGGCAGGGAUUGAUAGACGUGCCAGCUGAACCUUAAAUGCUACAGACUUAGAAGGGAUAUUUUAUUUAUAUUGUUGCACCUUUUUCUUCUACUUCUUUUUUUUUCUUUGCCCUAAGAGGAGCACAGUGUUUCUAUCUAAGCUAGAGUAGUGUGGACAGCUCUGGGAGCACAAACAGAGGAACUUUCUAUGGUGAAGAUGAGUCUGGACCCUGUACAGGUGAUGAGCGGACAGGUGAAGGAGCUCCAAGUUUCUUCUUCAUCCAAUGGGGAAACCAGAGGAUCAUGGGAAGAGAAACCAGUGUUUGAUCAAGACCAACUGGGCCUCACCACCAAGCCAAAACCAGUGACAGGGAGACGAGCCCGGAAGGUGGAGGGAGGCGUGUUCUUCCCAAAGCCGGAGAACGCAGUGACGAUUGCUGUUUCUUCUCGGGUCUUGUUUCGAACUGAGCGUGAGCAGAAGGUGUUUGAGCAGAAAGGUGUGGAAGAAUAUCUAAGAUACCAAAUCGAGCACGAGAAUGAACCCUUUGAACCCGGACCUGCUUUCCCCUUUGUUAAGGCUCUGGAGGCAGUCAACACUUGCCUGCGGGAGCUUUACCCACAAAGUGAGGAACUGUUCGACAUCGUCCUGGUGACAUACAACCACGCACAUGUAGGAAUCCGACUCAUCAACACCAUCAAUCAUCACAAUCUGUUCAUUGAGAGGUUCUGCAUGACGGGGGGAAGCAGCCCCAUUGGCUACCUGAAGGCCUGGCAAACCAACCUCUACUUGUCUGCUGAUGCUGAUAAAGUCAGGGAGGCGCUGGCUGAAGGCAUUGCAGCAGCCACCAUGUUCAUGCCGGAGAAGAGGACGGAGGUGUCAGAGUCCCAGCUGAGAGUGGCGUUUGAUGGUGAUGCCGUCCUCUUCUCCGACGAGUCUGAACGCAUAUUCAAGGCCCACGGGCUGGACAAAUUCUUCGAACAUGAGAGAGAAAACGAGGACAGACUGCUGGAUCAUGGUCCCUUAAAGGGCUUCCUGGAGGUUCUGGGAAAGCUCCAGAAAAAGUUUUAUGCUAAAGGCCAACGCCUGGACUGCCCCAUCCGCACCUUCCUGGUCACAGCCCGAAGUGCAGCGAGCUCUGGGAUUCGGGCACUGAAGACGCUCAGGGCCUGGGGUUUGGAGAUCGACGAGGCACUGUUCCUUGCAGGUGCACCAAAGGGCCCCAUGCUGGAGAAGAUCAGGCCACACAUCUACUUUGAUGAUCAGAUGUUUCAUGUGGAGGGAGCAGCGGAGAUGGGUACCAUCGCUGCCCAUGUUCCCUACGGCAUUGCACAGAAACAUAACACCAAACAGAAAACCACUGAGGGGAAAUAAAAAAAUAAAAAAUCAGGACUUUAGAUGUUAGUGACACGAAAGAAAUGAUUGGGAAACAUCUUUAAGAGGAGGAGAAGGUUUCUGUUAAAAUGAAAAGAUUAACUUAUACUGUUAAAUGUUUGAAAAUGCGUAAGGGUCAUGUAGAGGUCUGGAACCGAACCUGAGAUGACCUGAAUGCCAACAUGACGAUCAGGUACACGCUUAAAGGCCUUAGUCUACUUUUUUCUGGUAAGCUGUAUCAAAUAUUGCUCUUAAUGGAACUUUUACAAGCACUCGAUUGCCAUGGUGAACUGAGUAUUUUUCUCAGUGCCUCUAGUGUUUAAUAAGAAGACCUCUUCAGUGCUGCAUCACUGGAGUAUGCUGAGUUAAGUGACUCCUGCUCAAACGAGCCAUUGCACUGUAUGUUGUCAAAAGGUUAGCUAUAAGCAAAAGGCAGAAAUUUAUGGUGAUGUACUGUAGCACGAGAGUUAAAUGUAAUUUUACUUUUAGUUAUUUUGUAGUUUUACUUAAAAGAAAUGUAAAAACUAUAUAUAUAUGUAUAUAUAUAUACAUAUAUAUAUAUAUAUAUAUAUAUAUAUAUAUAUAAAAAUCUGUGCACUGUAUACUAACUUCUCUUACAAGCUAUAAGUUUCCGUUGUGUGCCUUAGGAAUGGGAUUAUACCUCUCUGGAAUGUCCGUUGGCACGUUACUGUUUUCACAACGCUCUGACAAUUUUAAACCUAUACCCGGCAGGAUCUGAAUCAUCAACCUGAUUUCUUGAUAUACUUGUGAACACUUGUGAGCCUCUUACCUGCAGUCACAAUACAACCUUCCUUGCAGGGAGUUUUGUUGUAUCUUAGAAAAUUACAAUACUAUUUGUUUUGAUGAAAACUUUGUGGUGUUCAGAAAUGUACAUGUUUAAGUGUGAACAUGAUAGAGCACUUUAGAAGCUCGAUUUCCUCUUUAUAGCAUCAUCUGUACAAACUAACGUUAGCAUGAUAAGCUUUAUCUUCUUAGUAUUUUACAUGUAUUCUUCUUCCUUAUUUCCUUGUUAGAUUUUACUGGUUACCUUUAAUUUACUUGAAUUCAUUUAAAAAAAACCACUGAAAACAACUAAACUAAUUUCCAACAAGUAAUAACUUAGCCUGUUUGACCAUGUUAACAUGCUUUGCCAUGCUAACAUGUUCAUUUCAGAGCUCUCAAAGAUGAGCUAAGGCUAGUUUUCUUAAAAACGAAGGAAACUGGAGGGAAAAGUCUGAUCAUUAGGCUCCAGUGGUUUAAAGAACAGAAUAUAAUCAACACUGUUCUUGACAUGUAAUCAGUCAAGUUACUUUUACAAGCUUGGUUAAGACUUAUGACCUGAUCCAAUAGUCUUUUUUGCUUAGGAACCUUGGAGUAAUGACCUUGAAGCAAGUGAGUCAAGAGCUAACUAAAAUUCUAUAAAAGCUAAGAAAAGCACCUCCAAUUCUUCCUUCAUGCUCUUCUUUUGUAUAUUGACAGGACAAUAUGUAUAAAAAAGAAUGUGGAUAAUUCCCACAGUUCCUUGUAACCAUAACAUCCAGAGUGAUCCUCGGUUGUUGUCAGACUAACUGGGAUUUAUGUAAAUAAAUGAGAGCAAAAGGGUGACUAACAGAUAAGCAGCCAAUAAUGACAUUUUUUACUUAUGUGGCCUUGUUUUGAAUUGCCAGUCCUGAUAAUGAAGUAAUAUUUUAUGUUAUACCUUAUUGUGAUGUAUAUUACAUAUAUGAGAGCACAUUAGACAGAAAAUUAUCUGAAGCACUUUUCCAAAGUUUCCCUACUGCAGAUGCUCGUUACGUCCUUACAAACCUUUCCAACUACCCUCUUAAAACAAUUCAAAAUUACUUUUAGAUUGUUGCCCCUAUUUAGAGGACAGUGAUAUAUUUAAAGGUUUAGAGUAUAAUAAAGCACUAGUAAUAACUAUAAUGUGUCAAUAUUCUAUUAAUUAAACCUGGAGUAGAGUUUUUUCUUCAGUGGCCCUAAAACUCUUCUGUAGAGAACUAUCAAUUUGAAAAAAAAAAAAAAGUAUUUCAACAUAUUGUGAUACAAGUGGACAAAUGGCAGCAAAGCCUCUGCCUCCCAUAGCCAUUGAGAAGAGACUAAGUUAUUUUAGACCAGAUGUGGACACAUGGUGACAACUCUUUCCAGAUUAUUUUUGUCCAGUCUGGUCUCAAAUUUGGAAAGUCAAAGAGAUAUUCUGAUAAUUGGCUGACAAUCUGUAUCUUAUUUCAGUCAAACUUCAUUUCAGUUAACAAAAAAAAAAAAAAAAAAAAAAAAAAUAGUAGUCUUUCAUUGACAAAAUGGCCAAAAGGGCUUUUAGAAAAUGUCAGUCCAUUUCACAUCUGUCUGUCACAGCUUCCAGACGCUGAUGCUUCUUUACGGCUCAUCAGCCUUGGAUCACAGACUUCAGGGACGAUAAACCAUGUGUUUGACCUCAUAGUCAAAACACAUAAUCAAUAAAUCAGUGUCUGAACUAUUGGAAGGGGAAGUUUCAGUAUGGUGAAUUAAUCAGGGCAGCCUAGAAUUUAUGGCAACAUUCAACAAAGUUUGAACAUUUUUUCUGCUUUUGUUUAUUUAUUAAUGGCUUUGCAGUAGGAAAAAUGUACAUGGACUCAAUAAAGAUUAAAACUG
Molecule: messenger RNA, 4262 nt
Organism: Melanotaenia boesemani (Boeseman's rainbowfish)
Lineage: Eukaryota; Metazoa; Chordata; Actinopteri; Atheriniformes; Melanotaeniidae
Gene: nt5c1aa
Product: 5'-nucleotidase, cytosolic IAa
Exons: 7
Coding region: 471-1634 (387 amino acids)
Biological process (GO): nucleotide metabolic process; adenosine metabolic process
Cellular component (GO): cytosol; cytoplasm
Molecular function (GO): 5'-nucleotidase activity; magnesium ion binding; nucleotide binding
Source: RefSeq, a predicted model, not a curated record